Misgurnus anguillicaudatus (oriental weatherfish) is the source of this 790-nucleotide messenger RNA. RefSeq names its product chromosome 7 C8orf74 homolog (gene c7h8orf74). Lineage: Eukaryota; Metazoa; Chordata; Actinopteri; Cypriniformes; Cobitidae. The record is from RefSeq and is a predicted model, not a curated record.
GGACAGAGUUUGAUGGUGAUGAUAAACGGCAGUAUUUACAUCAAGAGUUUGAUGCACGCGCUCAAACGAGGGAUGCCGAGGUCAAGCGUGAGUCAAGUGGCACGCGUCACCAAAGAUCUCCUCCCUAAACUUAAAGGUUUGAAAACAUCAGACGUUGUUUGUGUCAUCAGGGAUGAGUUGUCACAGAUCGAGCCUCGUCUCUCCAAUGGACAACUCGCUGUUCUCUUGGACUUCAUUCUACAAACGUAUGUUCCUCAUCAACGCCUCUAUCAGGCUUUUUUAAAUGGUGACACAGGCCUCAGACACAUCAGAUCUGAACUUGAGAUUGAAAGGCCACCUCAUCCUCCACCUCUCUGUGAGGGAACAGAUGCUGUGGAGCUGGAAGAGCGGCAGGUUUUUAAAGAGACUCGGUCCAAGAAAGAAGCAGAAAUCAUGAAACUAAAGGUGAAGACCGAAGCUCAGAUGAUGGCAAAGUUGCAGGCCAGUUUAAGUGAUCUUCCACCUGAGGGCAACAUGAGCAGACAGGAGGUGGAGGAGUUAUUGCACAGUUUUCUGCAGUCGCAAGGACAAAUUAUACGGGAUUGUUUGAUGGAGGAAGCCAAUCUCAUGGACAACCUGCUGCAUUUAAAACUGAGGCAGAAAUCUCAGCUAACAGAAACACACAUCACAAAUGAUCCGGUUUCUAUCGAACAACACUCUGUGCUAAACCCAACAAAAAAUCAAUAAGUUUGAUAGACAAAUGGUUGAAUACUGAUAUUAUAAUGCAAAAUAAUAAUAAUAUGUACAAUCU